AUGGCUUCAAACAAGAGCUCGGAGGAAGUCCCCUUCCAGAUCGCGGUGUCCGACGCCGACCUGGAACUUUUGCGCAAGAAACUCGAGCUCACGCGCUUCCCCGACGAGCUCGAUCACGCAGGCUGGGCCUACGGCGCCCCACUCGCAGACAUCAGGCGCCUUGCGACCUACUGGAAGGACGGCUUCGACUGGCGCAAACAUGAAGCCGCGAUCAACGAGAUUCCUAUGUUCACGCGUGACAUCGAGGUCGAAGGCUUUGGCGUACUCAACAUACAUUACAUUCACCAGAGGAGCGAAGUGAACAACGCAAUUCCACUGCUGUUUGUGCACGGAUGGCCAGGACACUUCCUCGAGGUUGAGAGAAUGCUGCCUCUAUUGACAGCCGCCUCGUCGGACCAUCCGAGCUUUCAUGUUGUCGCUCCCAGUCUCCCAGGAUACGGAUUUUCGGAAGGAGUGCAUAAACCUGGUUUCAAGACGUCCCAAUAUGCAGAGCUCUUCAACAAACUCAUGCUCUCACUCGGGUAUGCGAGUACGGUCAUCUACCAAGGAGGGGACAUGGGUGGUCUACUGGGGAAACUCAUCAUCCCCACGCUGGGACAUAAACACAUCAAGGCCUGGCACACGAAUAUGCCCGUUGUGGCUGCCCCAACUUUGCUCAGAAACCCUCUCCUUUUCCUGCAAAUGCUUCUCGCGCCCUUCAAUAAGAAGAUGCGCGAAGGCUUUGCGUAUACCCGGAACUUCUACGCCGUUGGCAGAGGUUAUUGGACGAUGCACACUACGAAACCGCAGACUAUCGGGUACAGCCUGGCGGACUCACCCAUCGGCUUACUCGCAUGGAUAUACGAGAAGCUUGUCGCUUGGACAGAUGACUAUCCAUGGAACGAUGAUGAGGUGCUCAGAUGGAUCUCCAUCUUUUGGUUCUCCCGCGCUGGCCCCGCAGCAUCUAUACGAGUUUACAACGAGAUGCACAACGGAGGCUCUGGACCCAAUGCCCGCGCCACGAUCCCCACGGGAAUGGGGUACUUCCCUAAAGAAGUCAUUUACGUCCCGAGAUCAUGGGCACCCUUGAUGGGGAAGAUAGUAUAUGUGAAAGACCAUUCUAAGGGUGGUCACUUCCCUGCCUUUGAAGUCCCCGAUGCCCUGGCUCAGGACCUAUUCGUGAUGUUCGGGAGGGGCGGAGGAGCCUUUGGAGUCGUUCCUGGCAAGAAUGGGUAUGACUGA
Molecule: messenger RNA, 1221 nt
Organism: Epithele typhae
Lineage: Eukaryota; Fungi; Basidiomycota; Agaricomycetes; Polyporales; Epitheliaceae
Product: alpha/beta-hydrolase
Exons: 8
Coding region: 1-1221 (406 amino acids)
Biological process (GO): epoxide metabolic process
Molecular function (GO): epoxide hydrolase activity
Source: RefSeq, a predicted model, not a curated record